UAAAAAUAAGAAUUUUGAUGCGUCAAAUGAAAGUGUUCGAAACCUGUCUGAAUAUAAAACUAAUCACAAAAUACGUCACUAUUUUGGAUUUGAACGCCUCAUAACUAACUAAUAACUAAAAGUUCAGGCGUCGAAUACAAGAUUGCGCUGUGAAGGCAUUUACUCAAGAGUGGAUUAAUUGCUGCGAAUAAAGAACGUUAUACCGAGUGAUUUGUUAAUCGAAUUAGUUCCAACAGCUGACAUUUAUAAACAAUUAUACGCCUAUCAUAAACGAGCUUUUUGAUGAAUAUGGAACAACGGGUUGGCGUGGAAAAUGUGAAGUUGAAACGUUACAUAGCGUUCAGUGAACGAUUUAUUCGGUGCGGCUAUUGAUCCUUGGAAUGAAUUCUAAACAAAAAGUGUCUAACGGUUGUGUUUGGAGCCCGCUCGCGUUACAGUUAAUGCGUGAUAUGGAUAUUCCUCGGCAAUCAAACAGCUGUGAAGGAAGCACUGAGGCAAAAAAGCAAGAGAGCAACUUAACUUUUCAUUCGAUACAUGUUUCAACAUUGCUCCGGCUCAAGUCGCUCAGUGGUGAGAUUUCACUGUUCGAGUGAGGUGCAAAUUCCUGUAGCAGCAGUCUUGGAGAGUCGCGUGUACGUUGUGUUGCAUCUGUGAAGCUGAGAGCAUUGAUCGAAAUUCUGAAUGCAUAUAGUUGAGCAGAUAGCCAUUGUUCAACUGUUUCUUGUGGCUCCGAGAAUUGUUUAGGUUUGAAUUAUUCCGAUCUUAUCCGUUAGGUUGAUCGUCAGAGAAUCAAUCAGUGAGUUUAAGAAGUUUGAGAUGAAUCAUCACCGUAGUGUUUCAAUUCCGCAUAAUAUGUGAAAUCAAUAGUAUCUUAUUUGGGGAGCAGGCGAACCAACCUAGUUUCUGAAUAUCUGUGCUAAUAAUCUUGAUAAACCAUCAGUGCAUAUUGUGUGUUACCCGUAUAUAGAAACGUGUAAAUUCUCAGAAAUGAACCCGCUCAGCUCUGUGAUGUUUGCAACUGUCGAUCUGUCCAGCAUACUUCCACUCACGGCAGUCGUGGUUUGCGUUGGUGCCAUGAUCAUGUUUCUUGUCAAGGCUGCUGUUAUACUUCGCGUUCAAGCGGACGACGCACUGCGACCUUCAACCAUGACUGCAAAUCAUAUCAUUCAGGUGCCAAGAUUGAAAAUGACACGCGUUCAUAUACCGUUCACUUUUCGUCUCUUAGACGCAGGAAACGACUCUUUUGAAGAAGUUCGAUUAGCAGUUUCUAGUCAAGUGAAGUAUACGUUCCAGGCAUUUUGGGCAGUUUCUAUACGUGAGAUGCAUAUAUCUCUAUGGCGAACAUGGAGUGUCUUACAAGAACAAACGAGAUCAUCAACUAUAGUGAACGCGAUGCACUGUCAACGAUUAGCUACCAAUGUGAGGUUAGAUUUAUUAACGUGGUAUUUUUUCACUCAAUUAUUAUCUGUCCCUUUUUUUCAGCAACUUUAUCUGGCAGCUGGCGAUCCAGCAGCAACGGACGAUACGAAUGCUGGUCAAACUUCUGGCUCGUUGUCUAUGGCGGAACCGGUCGCGUGUUCUGAUAGCACUCGCCCACUUUUAUGUACCGAUUCUAUACUGCAGGACUGUACGGGAAUCGAGCAACUUUGCGUAGUGUGCCAUUAUUUGCCUCUAUCGAGGGCUUUGUUGCCAUGUAGACACACCUGCAUAUGUGCGGUUUGUUUUAAUAAGUUGGACCGCUGCCCAAUGUGUCGAGCUGCUAUUACUAGUUUUUUUUGCAUUCGAUCGGAAGACUACAUACCGCCUAGUACAAUUGAACCUAAGGUAAAUAGUAAAUCCAAGAGUGCGGUGCAUUGGCUGGACGCAUUGAAUGACAGACUAACAGAUUUUUUAGGAUUCAGAUAGCAAGUUUUAGAGUAGUGCAUACAGACAUACGAUUUCUUGAUUGAACAAGGAAUUUUGGGCGCACGUGUUUCGUAUUUCUGAAGAUGGUAGCAACGUGAGGAACAUAAUUUUAUAUAUAAAUGGAACAGUUUGAACCAUGUGGCAGUAUUCACGAUAUUCUGCAACCCUAGAAUGAAACGAACUGAUAGUGUUAAUAGAUAAAUUAUGCUGUGAUCUAUAAUGUGAAUACGUGAAUAGACAACCGUUGGUCAAUGAAAAAAAAAACCGGAUUAUAAACGCGACAGGAAUACACAAACUUAUUCUUUUACAUCAACAUAAUUUCACCCACUGCUUCAGAAUAUGUACAUGGUGCAUUUUUUCAAUAUACACUGGAUUCUUUUUUUACGCGAUAGAUGCGUGCGCGCCAAAAACAUCGCGUAAUUUUAAGCAAGUCGCCUAAUUUCGAGCAAAUCGCGUAAAAAAAGUAUUAUGUAUUUUGACAAAAUGUUUUUGUUCGUAGUGCGAACGAGGCCGCAUGCGCGUCGUUUGUGUUCUUGCGUGCGUGCGUUUGAGUGCGCUCGUGUUUGUGUGUAUGGAUAUAUUUGUGUAUUCGUGUGUGCAUCGUGAUGCAGUUUUGUCAUUGUGUAUUUCAUGUUCUCAAGCAAGUCAAUCAUCUCAUGUAGAUCUUAAUAAAAUCUGGUUAUCAUUGCAAACUAUAAUUUAACAGAGCGAUCUUACAUAUAUGUUUUAAAGUUUGAUCUAGUGCAUUAUUUCCUAACUGCUAGCGUUGUCAUUUGAGUUCCCUACCUACCUACCUACCUACGGAGAAUAUUGAAGGACCAUUAAUAUAAGGCCAUUGCAUAUUUUAUUUCUUAGAAGAAAUGCAGAGUACACAGCAUAAAUAAUGUUUAAGGGUUAUACUGUUAGAAUAAUAUUGCAUUUAGCAUGAUCGAGUGAAUUUGGAUACGAUCGAGUAUUAUACGAAUGCUACCAGGUCUCUGGAUGUUUUGAAUGACUGUUACCAGCUCCCAAUAACUGUGCGAUUUGUCGAUUGGACAUCAGUGAGUAAUAGAUGAUCCAUGUUCCAUCCGUAGGAGGAAAUGAUGAUGACCUUAGUUUACUAAGUCUUCUGUGUUCUUCAUAAUGAUGGUUUGAUUAGUCGUGUACGACUAUCUCGUAUACUUUACGGCAGGUUUAUUUAUUCAAAUUGAAAUAUUCAAUCAUAUAACUUAUGUAGGAAUAUAGUUCUCUGAAACAUUGUACGUCGCAAUCUAUAACUGUAUCAAUUAUACGUUUUAAUGCAAUAUCAAUGUAUAGCAUUCAAGGAAAUAGCAGAAUCUUAUUUAUGUAGAGUAGUACGUAACCUGAAGUAAACAUGGUAUAAUAUCUAAAA
This is a messenger RNA of Toxorhynchites rutilus septentrionalis, 3277 nucleotides long. RefSeq lists its product as uncharacterized. The coding region runs from base 988 to 1905 and encodes 305 amino acids. Gene Ontology annotation, biological process: negative regulation of cell growth. NCBI's taxonomy places the organism in Eukaryota, Metazoa, Arthropoda, Insecta, Diptera, Culicidae. The record is from RefSeq and is a predicted model, not a curated record. The transcript is spliced from 6 exons.